UGCAGCUGCUCCUGCCCGCCUGCGCUGAGGUCUCAGGCACCCAGUUUUCCAGCAGCUGCUCCCUGUGCGCCCCUCUCUCUUUUGACACACUGCUGCCAUGACGGCCUCUUCCGCGCGGCCCGCCAUCCUGGCCCUGACCGGGCUGGCAUUGCUGCUGCUGCUGUGCCUGGGUCCAGGUGGCAUAAGUGGGAAUAAACUCAAGCAGAUGCUUCAGAAACGAGAAGCACCUGCUCCGGCUAAGACAAAUGUCGCCAUGGAUGAGAACAAAGCCAAAGAGUUCCUGGGAAGCCUGAAACGUGCCAAGCGGCAGCUGUGGGACCGAACUCGGCCGGAGGUACAGCAGUGGUACCAGCAGUUCCUCUACAUGGGCUUCGACGAAGCGAAAUUUGAAGAUGACAUCACCUAUUGGCUAAAUAGAGAUCGGAAUGGACAUGACUACUAUGGCGAUUACUACCAACGUCAUUAUGAUGAAGAUGCUGCCAUCGGCCCCCAGAGUCCCCACAGCUUCAGACACGGGGCCAGCGUCAACUAUGAUGACUACUGACCAUGCCUGGCCGCUCACUGUGCAGAAAACCAAUAGGGUUUCUCUUUAGCCAUACCUAUGCCUUACACUACUUGUGUAAAGCGCUUUAUUUCUGUGUCACUCAGCAGAGUUUAAGCACCAAAUAUAAGUGCCUGUUCAUGCA
Messenger RNA from Dipodomys spectabilis (banner-tailed kangaroo rat), 686 nucleotides. It is a transcript of the gene Ecrg4, whose product is annotated as ECRG4 augurin precursor. The transcript has 4 exons. The record is from RefSeq and is a predicted model, not a curated record. Lineage: Eukaryota; Metazoa; Chordata; Mammalia; Rodentia; Heteromyidae. Gene Ontology annotation, biological process: G1 to G0 transition; central nervous system development; cellular senescence. Bases 98 to 544 code for a protein of 148 amino acids.